AUGAUCCUAGCAUCCUGUGAUCUGAAGGAUAUUGGGUCUUUGUCUCUUUCCUGUCGAGCGCUCCAUGGCCGGGUUUCUAAGCUGGAAUUUGCCAUAGCAUGGGCAUAUAUUCAACUCCGAAAACAGAAGCAUCCAGGCCAUUGUAUUGAUGGCAGCCUGUCGCCGGGUGAUGAUAUUGCCUUCGUCUCCGAGCUAUUUCCUCCGCCACCUCCUCAUUAUAGCAAAGGCGUGGCUCAUGACAAUGCUAGUUAUUCUCUGGGGUAUCUCGGCGAUCUGAAACGAUGCUGGAAUACUUGCAUCCGACUCUCCCACCACCUGGCUGAUCAUGUGGUCGCACAUCAUCUGGAGACCAGUACAAUUGCGCAGCAUUUGUGGUCGUCUUCCCAAACAGAGAAAGAAGUUGUCUACAGUAAAGCUGUAGCCUCGCUCCAGGCCAAGCUUUUGUAUCCGAUAGCCUACGCAGUAUUCUUCUUAGAAUCAUCCGCAUCUUCAGACUCUGACUCUGAUCACUCGGGUCAUCGCCACAAAAAUAUGGCAUCUUCUAUUGAAAGACAGCAAUCAAUUCUCCGUAAUGCGCCUUUUGACGAUACACAUAUAUUUCUGUCGACCCACCACUGCAUGCAACUUCUAUUUUCGACGGUCCAGCGCUUGAUGGGCCCGGAAAUCCCCCAUUCCUCCGCGAAAAGCUGGUUUAGUCUCCUUCUCACCACUUCCACCAUGGAGAGAAUCGUUAGCUUCUUUGUUUCCAUCGCGAAGGAUAACCAAAGAAAAAGAAAGGGCGAGCAUGAUUCCACGUGGUCUCAUAGAAAGGAGUUUCUGUGGGCGAUGCGAUGGGAUCUGAACGAGUACAAUGCGUCUCUCGGUGAUCAUGGCGAACAAUCAGACCUCGAGCCAAAAAUAAACCAUAUAUGGUUCCAAGCAGCACAAAAUGAGAUGGACCGACGAGGGGCUAUUCCGCAUACCGUUCAGGACUCAGAAUUGCACGUUCUCCACGGGUCCAUUGUGAGAUUGGAAUGUGAAUAUUGCUAUGAUUGUUAUGACGAAUGA
Messenger RNA from Penicillium roqueforti, 1047 nucleotides. RefSeq lists its product as uncharacterized. Lineage: Eukaryota; Fungi; Ascomycota; Eurotiomycetes; Eurotiales; Aspergillaceae. The transcript has 2 exons. The record is from RefSeq and is a predicted model, not a curated record. Bases 1 to 1047 code for a protein of 348 amino acids.